This is a messenger RNA of Oreochromis niloticus (Nile tilapia), 5171 nucleotides long. RefSeq names its product KIAA2013 ortholog. Lineage: Eukaryota; Metazoa; Chordata; Actinopteri; Cichliformes; Cichlidae. The record is from RefSeq and is a predicted model, not a curated record. Bases 1711 to 3573 code for a protein of 620 amino acids. The transcript has 3 exons.
CAUUUGUGUCCGCUGCUCUCUUCAGGUGUGCUGGAUCAGAUCUAAAUGCACAGUCUUUUGUACUGGGGGGUAAAAAUGGCAGUUUAUCAAAAAAUAUCGGACAGUGCGAUGUUUUAAGUGGAAAAACGCCUGAAUGUGGUGAGGGGACCAACCAGCACUGAGUUAUGGAGCAGCUGGUAAGGACUUGUGCAUUUCUGGAGAGUCUGCAAAGCUGUCUUGGUUGAUUUCACUCGUCAGUAAAUUCAGCUCAUUGGUCAGAUCAAAACCGUCCCCCGAUGUUUCAGUGGCUGAAGCGAGAGCCAGCCUCUCUGAAAUGACUUAUUGUCGUUCUGGGAGGAGUUCGAGAUCGUGGCCGGGGGUUACAGUCAGGGGGAUAUUUCCAGUUGUUGAAAGUCAGGCAAGCAAUAACUUCCAGUCACUCGGGGUCGCUGGGGUUGAGUGAGGGUGGGGUAUCCCCCACAAACAGCUGUUUCACAUGGAUCAGGUUAAACCCAGGCCUCCUCCACUCUCUUACUGGUCAAAGCGAGAGCCUGCCUUUCUGAAAUUACUUUGGGGUCGCACCGUCAGAGACAUUGUCAGUUUACCCACACUGGCUGGUGUGUGACUCUCUCAGGGAUCCUUGCUCAGGUACGACCAUCUCACGCUAAGGUGGAGCGUGAGUAAGUCUGACUCUCAUUUUCUUUGUUUGGAUUAAACAAACACAAAGAAAACGAAUCAUAGCCAACAGAGCAUGCAGCCUCCAACUCCCCCCAUCCUUAUUGCCCUCUGUUGUUACAAAAGCACUGGUUUAAUCAAAAAAUAAUUUUUUUAUGGUUUAACACAUUUUUAUACACACACACACAGGUCACCAAAACAGUUUCUAAAAAGAUGACAUUUUUGUCCAAAAAUCACAAUAAAAGACCAAUAUCAAUUAUUCCAUCAGUUUAAUUUCUAUCUCAAACAUCCUGUUCAUCAGCCUAGUCCAUCUCCCCUAUUUUCAUUUUAUUUUUGGGACAUAUGAUUAUUGCUGAGGUGUGAAAUAUCAUAAUUUUAUGAUAUUCAUAAAAAUGAUGACUCUCAUGUUCCUUAGUCGAGUUAGUGCAGAACACCUCACAUUUUCUCUGUGUCAGUUCAGACAGACAAACGCUGGAUCUCCUCCCCUCUGACUGCAGCUGUCGUCACUGAUGUUGUACCCAAACAGCAGCAACCAUAAAGCACCAGUAACUCCACUUUGCUCUGACCAGAGCUGUUGAAUGAUCAGUUCCGCAGGGUUUUCCUGUCCAUCCUGUUUUCCAUCCGAAGCGCUGUUUGUCGUAAAGUUACUGGUUUUUGCGACAGUUCCGGUCGUUAUGUUUGCCGAUCGUUAAUUUUUGCCGAUUUGCUUUACGACAUUUCUGACAAACCAGAAGUGUCAGCCUAUGGCAAAGUUGUUUCUGGAGAGAAUCGCUUUUAAUUAUUUAUUCGAUUUUUCUAGUUGAAGUCAAACGGAGAUCUUGAUGGCUCACUCCUGAGGAUACCAGCAGAGCUUACAAUGCGAGAAGCGUCCGCACAUUUUGUGCAGCUUUUGUCCACAGUGCUAGCUAACGAGCUCAUUUAGCCUGAAUCCUGUUUGUCAGCUUUCGCUCCUGGAGAAAGUACGAACGAAAUUCCAUGUGAGACAUCCUCGCGUGUUCACCCCGAGCCCUCUGGGUGCUGUCCUUAGCAGACUCACAGCCGGGUUUUGAUCGUAAAAUGUGGCUACAGCAACGACUGAAGGGGCUACCAGGCUUGUUAUCGAGCAGCUGGGCGAGAAGACUCCUUAUAGGACUGUUGCUCUUCCUCAUUUUCUAUUGGUACCUGGGAGCCGAGCGAAGAUGGAGGUUGUUCAGUGGCUCAGCCAUGCCCGGAGGGGCGGCCGGGCAGUGUCUCCUGACUGAGAUCUACAGGUGGAAGUCCCUGGUAGACCGAGGAGAAGGCAUAUACAGCACACCUCAGGAACGGCUAGACACGCCUUUUGUAACUGGUAACGGCCAUAUUCUGAUUGAUAUUGAGUCUAACAAACUUUGGGUAGCUUCAUCCUCACAGCCCGGCUCGGCUCCGGUACACCAGACUGAGUACUCUCCCAGAGUCACCGUCAGCCUGGAUGGGGCGCUGGCCGAGGCUGAGGCUAACAUGCUGUGGUUCCGGAAGGGAUCGGUCCUGUCAGUCCGCUGCGCCUCACCAGCCACCCUGCAGUCAGCCCGAGACUGUGUCACUAUUAGAGAGGAGUUUAUUGCUCACAGAAGCAGACCUAACGUAUUUCUGCAGCGAAUCCAUAUCAACAAUCCCUCCGAUAGGGCUCUAAACCUGGACUUAUCGUCUGGAAAUCCCUCUUUCGGUAGCAAGUUCUCCACCAGUGUGGAGAAACUGGAUGACAGAGAGGUAAUCCUCUCCUCUGGCAGGGUGCCGGUGGAAAAAAAUAGGAUGGUUCUGGUCGUGGUGGUCACCAAAAAGCUAAGCAGCAGGAUCCAUGUUUUGGCUAAGUCAGAGCACGUAGACAACAUUGUGAGUGUGGUGUGGACCUCAGAGUCCAUCGAGUCCUCAAUGCUGGAGGAGACCUUCAGCGCCCUCAAAGACGGAGCCAAAAAGGAGCUGGAAGAGUUGCUGAGGACCAGUGAGGAUAACUUGGUCGAAGACCACCAGAAAGCCUGGAAGGAGCUCUUCAUUUCAGGUAUUGAAAUGAGGAAGAUCAUCGACUCCCACACGCCAUCGAGCCGCACCGUGAACACCACCCUCUACUACAUCUUGUCCUCCUCCGCGGCUCCGCUUCUGGACCAAAGGCUAAAUGGCGAGGAGCGCGCCAGUCUCGAAUCCAGUCUCAACUACGCUGACCACUGCUUCAGCGGCCACGCCACCAUGCACGCAGAAAACCUGUGGCCUGAGAGAGUCAGCAGCACUGCUCAGAUCCUGCAGCUGGUCACGCUGUGGACUCUGACGUUGCACAAAAGAGGCUGCAAGGUGUUGGUAGCUGCUGGGGCCCAUGGAGUCAUGCAGGGCAUGGUGCUUAGCUUUGGUGGCCUUCAGUUCACAGAGAACCAUCUGCAGUUCCAGACCGACCCAGAUGUGCUGCACAACAGCUACGCAUUGAGAGGCAUUCACUACAACCAGGACCUCAUCAACUUGGCGGUGCUGUUGGAUGUGGAUGGAAAGCCUUUUCUCCACGUGUCGGUAAAGCCGCAGGAAAAGCCGGUGAAGCUGUAUGCCUGUGAGGCCGGCUGCCUCAACGAGCCCGUGGAGCUUACGUCAGAGAUUAAAGGCCACACCUUCCCCGUCAUGGUGACGCAGCCCAUCACGCCGCUGCUCUACAUCUCCACAGACUUGCGCCAUCUGCAGGACCUCCGCCACACUCUGCACCUCAAGGCCAUCCUUGCUCACGAGGAACACAUGGCCAACAGGUACCCAGGCCUGCCCUUCCUCUUCUGGUUCAGCGUGGCCUCGCUCAUAACUCUCUUCCACCUUUUCCUGUUCAAGCUCAUAUACAACGAGUACUGUGGGCCCGGAGCUAAGCCUCUCUUCAGGAGCAAGGUGGCCAGCAAACGUGAGGAUAACUGCCAUGACUCCUUGGAUACUGAUUGAAUGCUGCAGCAGUGUGAUGCACACACAUGUGGUUCUGCUUUAGCUUGGGGGGAGGGUAUUAACAUGGAUGUGCUGACCUGCAUGUCACAGCCGUCACUGAACACUUAGAAAGAAUGUCAUCUGCUGCAGAGCGAUCCUGUAAAACUAACUGGUUAAAAUGGAAUUAAGUUUAUUUUUUGAAAUGGGACUGUUCACCCAGGUAACCAGAGCAUGAUCCAAAUCUGUCCAAAAACUAAGUGAAAGCAAAAGUUUUGUACUCACCGUCAGUGUUGGUUAAAGUGACUGUGACUAACUAAUAACAAGGAAAUCAAAUGAUGAAAUAUAGGAACAACAAAUUAGGGAAACUGUUGAUUAAGGCUCCAUACAAAUUUACAAACCUGGUAAGUAAUACUAGGGGCACAUCUGACGAUUUCUCAGUGCUGUUCGCUUGAUACAGUUUCAUGGUUCUUAUUUUUGUGCGUGACCAACAUUGCUCCAUUCUGUGUGAUGAGGAGGCUGGAAGUUUUUAUUAUUAUGAAUUCUUCGUUUCCUGCCACAGAAGUGCAAACACGUAAUAAAAGAAUUUGGACAAUCUGCACUCUAAAUGGAUUUUUAAUGGAAGGAUGCCUCCAAUUCUCUGGUAUCACUUCUCAGAUGUGAAUGUUGUACUUUUUCAGCUUUUCUGGCUGUUAUUGAUAGACUGUUAAUUGUACCAUUAUUGUAUAGUCUGCUGAUUAAACACCGAGGACCUAAAAUAAGAAUUAGACUUGGAGUCACUGAAAUCCAAAGCACAGGAUGGAAGGACCUGCUGUGGUACAUGCCCACUGAGGUCUGCAGAACAUCUUUAAAACAACUUUACAUUUUUCCUAAUGAAUGAUUUCAGUUUUUAUGACCAGAGAUUGCAGCUGCUGGCUUUUGAGUUGUGGCUGUGUGACCAAACCUCUGGUACCAGCUUCUUAAAAGUAAAUGAGAAAAUUUAAGCUACAGCUGAGUCAGUUUAGCUGGGUUUACACGAUUCUUGCAUUUUUAAAAAUAAUUCUGGCACUUUAGGUUUUGUUUGUCAGUAAUGAGACAGAAGGCCUUCUAUUGAAAAGGUGUCGAACAGACAUUUUUAAGUUCAAAUGGGGAUGAUGGUAGACAUUUUAUUCAUCAGAAAAACUAUUAGGUAUCAUGUGCAGUGUAUGUGUUUCUAAUUAUUUAAUAAUAACACUUUCAUUAUAAUAAUUUCUAAGGGAAGCAUGUAGAAUAUGGAACGUCCUGGUCCGAACACACAAUCCUGCAGAACUCGUGCAUGAGGAAAAAUCUUCAUUCACAUAAACAAAUGAUGUAUCAGACAGAUGAGAUUAGACCAGCACAACUAUUAUAAUGCCAACAGUUUAUUGUAGUGUCUGCACAGGGCUCAGUGUGAGAGGCCAUGACAACAUCAUUAGUAACUUGUAGCUCUGCUGUUUUCUAUCUUUACUGAAGCACUUCAAAAUCAUUCCUUUGCAACUGACAAUAUAUAACAACUUGAAUAAAAUAAAUAAAUCGAAGGUUAGAAUUGAUUUCAGAAUUUGCAAAAAUACUUUUAAAACAAAGCAAACUCAGUUUAUGUGUGUACACAUUUCUACUACUUUUUA